GCGGGAGCGCGGCCGCGGAGUCCGAGCUGAGCCGCCGCCGCCAUGGGGCAGAUCGAGUGGGCCAUGUGGGCCAACGAGCAGGCACUGGCGUCCGGCCUGAUCCUCAUCACAGGAGGCAUCGUGGCCACUGCUGCCCAGUUCACCCAGUGGUACUUUGGUGCCUACUCCAUUGUGGCAGGUGUGUUCGUCUGCCUGCUGGAGUACCCCCGGGGGAAGAGGAGAAAGGGAUCCACCAUGGAGAGAUGUGGACAGAAGCACAUGACGAAAGUGGUGAAGGUGUUCGGGCCCCUCACCAGGAAUUACUACGUCCGGGCCUUCUUGCACCUUGGGCUGUCAGUCCCUGCAGGCUUCCUGCUUGCCACCAUCCUGGGGACAGCCUGCUUGGCCAUUGCGAGCGGCAUCUAUCUGCUGGCCGCCAUCCGUGGCGAGCAGUGGACUCCCAUCGAGCCCAAACCCAAAGAGCGUCCGCAGGUCGGGGCCACCAUCAAGCAGCCGCCCAGCAACCCCCCACCCCGCCCCCCUGCUGAGGCCCGCAAGAAGCCCAGUGAGGAGGAGGCGGCAGCGGCUGCAGCAAGUGUCCCCGGCGGCCCCCAGGAAAACCCCAUCCCAGUGACCGAUGAGGUCGUUUGACCCUUGUGUGACCAGAGCCUCAAGCCUCUAGCCGCUUCCCCAGCGGCCCCACAAUAAAGAAAUGAAAGCUG
Molecule: messenger RNA, 701 nt
Organism: Ceratotherium simum simum (southern white rhinoceros)
Lineage: Eukaryota; Metazoa; Chordata; Mammalia; Perissodactyla; Rhinocerotidae
Gene: CYBA
Product: cytochrome b-245 alpha chain
Molecular function (GO): heme binding
Source: RefSeq, a predicted model, not a curated record